Molecule: messenger RNA, 726 nt
Organism: Staurois parvus
Lineage: Eukaryota; Metazoa; Chordata; Amphibia; Anura; Ranidae
Source: the annotation of a GenBank genome assembly
GCAGCAGGCCCCCCAGGGCGGGCCCGGGCGGGCGGAGCGACCGGCAGGGCACCGGGCGGGGCCGGGCGGCAGGCCCCCGGCGGGCGACAGCGGGCGCGGGCCCCCAGGGGGCGGGGCGACGGGGGGCCCCCAGGCGGGGCGACGGGCAUCGGGCCCCCAGGCGGGCGGGCGGGCAUCGGGCCCCCAGGCGGGGCGGGCGCAGGCAUCGGGCCCCCAGGCGGGCGACGGCAUCGGGCCCCCAGGCGGGGCGACAGGCGCAUCGGGCCCCCAGGCGGGGCGACAGGCAUCGGGCCCCCAGGCGGGCGACAGGCAUCGGGCCCCCAGGCGGAGCGGCGGGCGCGGACCCCCAGGCAUGGGCCAGGUCUCGGGCCCCAGGCGGAGCGGCGGGCGCCGGACCCCCAGGCAGAGCGGCGGGCGGGCCGAGUCAUCUGGCACGACAGUGGGCUCCGAGUCAACUGGCAUGACCGCUGGCACUGGGUCAGACAUUGGAUCGUCUGGCUGGACAGCGGGCAUCGGGUCACCAGGCAUCAGGUCAUUUGGCUCAACAGCGGGCACCGCGUCAUCUGGCAAGGCAGUGGGCUCCGAGUCAACUGGUAUGACCGCGGGCACUGGGUCAGACAUUUGAUCGUCUGACUGGACAGCGGGCAUCGGGUCACCAGGCAUCAGGUCAUUUGGCUCAACAGCGGGCACCGCGUCAUCUGGCAAGGCAGUGGGCUCCGAAUCAAC